AUGUUCAUCAGCCAUAGAAUAAUCUUACUCAAAAUCACAGAGGUGGAUGUAGCUGAUUCUGGUCUGUACUGCUGUGGAAUGUUUGAUAAAUUCAUAAUCUUCACCAAUGCGACUGUCCUGAAGGUCCAAGUUCAUGCGCUAGCUGGGACUGAGCCCUCUGCCAUACAACAGGAGAGUGGUCUCAUGUCAGCCAAUGUUGGAGACACAAUGGUCCUGCAAUGCCUCUAUAAAGGCGAAAUGGCCAUGCAUUUCUCCUGGUACAAGCAACCCUUCAGAGAAAAACCUCAUCUCAUCUCAACCGUCUAUAAGUAUGACAAAAGUGCUACAUUUUACCAUGAGUUUAAGGAUAACCCUCGGUUCUCAGUGCAAAGCAGCAACGGCGUAAAUCACCUCAGCAUCUCAGACAUGAAAGGCUCGGAUUCAGCCACAUACUACUGUGGGAGCGCACACUCAAACGUGGUGGAAUUUGGAAAAGGAACCAUUCUCAAUGUAAAAGGUUCAGAGUCCAACAGUAAGAUUGUGCUCCAGCAGCCUGUAUCUGAGUCAUUCCAGCCAGGGGUCUCUGUGACUCUGAACUGUACAAUACACACUGAGACAUGUGCAGGAGGACACAGUGUCUAUUGGUUCAGAAAUGGCUCAGGAGAAUCCUGUCCAGGAAUGAUUUAUACCCAUGGAGACAGGAGUGAUCAGUGUGAGAAGAGCUCUGAGGCUGGGUCUCAUACACAGAGAUGUGUCUACAAGCUCCCCAAGAGGAACCUCAGCCUCUCUGAUGCUGGGACUUACUACUGUGCUGUGGCUUCAUGUGGGGAGAUACUGUUUGGAGACGGGGCCAAGCUGGACAUUCAUGGUAAAUAUAAUAUGCUUGUUUAUUAA
Molecule: messenger RNA, 873 nt
Organism: Salvelinus namaycush (lake trout)
Lineage: Eukaryota; Metazoa; Chordata; Actinopteri; Salmoniformes; Salmonidae
Exons: 3
Coding region: 1-873 (290 amino acids)
Biological process (GO): response to bacterium
Source: RefSeq, a predicted model, not a curated record